GGAGACGUUUGAAGGAAAACCGUAGUUUCCAGCGAGAAGGCGUUUGGGUUGAUGUUGUCGGUGAGGGAAGAAGGAAGGGUGGGAUGUAGUGUUUAAGGAAGCCUUGGAGUCAGGGAUUGUGGGUUUAUUUUGUGGGAGACAGGGAGUAUUCGGAUCCUGCAAGUCCAACCAGUGAUUUGUAUGUGUUGUAAGCCUGAUCCCUCCAACUUGUUGGCUCAAGUUUGUAGCUUUAGAGUAAUUGAUUGCCCCUAUGUGAAGGUGGGAUGUCAAGCGACACUUACGUUAAGGAUAUCAAAGCUGGUUUAAAAAAUCUCAACCUUCUCUUCAUUGUCCUGGAGAUAGGUCGAGUGACAAAAACAAAGGAUGGGCACGAAGUCAGGACGUGCAAAGUCGCUGAUAAAACCGGCAGCAUCAAUAUAUCUGUUUGGGAUGAUGUGGGAAGUCUGAUUCAGGCUGGAGACAUUAUCCGACUGACCAGAGGAUAUGCUUCAAUCUGGAAAGGAUGCCUGACACUUUACACAGGGAGAGGAGGUGACCUUCAGAAAGUAGGAGAAUUUUGUAUGCAGUAUUCAGAAGUGCCGAAUUUCAGCGACCCAAAUCCUGAGUACAUGGCUCAACCGCUGUCACAGAACAAACUGACUCCAUCUGAACAAAGUUCUUCAACAGCUAGUCCAGCGCCUUCAACUCCCUGUGUUAGUACCGGUAAUGAGAAUCUGAACACUGCUGUCACAACUGGAGCUUCCCCAGGCAACUCGAAUCACCAGCCGCCAGCGGGAGCAGCAGCUGGAAGAGGCAAUGGACGUGGCCCAGGAAAUAACCAGGCAGUGGCCACAUCCACCUCCACCCCAGCAACCACCACUCUUAGCAAUGGAAGAGAUCCACGGCGGGUACCAAAACGCUGAUUUUUGUUCUUGGAACCUCUGACCUUUUCUUUUGCUCUCUUUUUGAUAAUCUGUCAACUGUAUAAAAAUGGUAUUCUUUUAGCAAAGUAUAUCAAACCCUUCUCCCUAGGCUCCUCAAAAAUGAACACCUCAAGACACUGGAUGCAUGACAGGCAGCAAGGUGACGUAGUCUGCCACUCCUCUCCCCUACCAAAUGGUCUUGUUUAGAGAGAUCCAGUGUGGAAACAGGCCCUUCAUCGGGUCGCACUGACCAUCACCCACAUUUUUUUAAUAUACAAAUCCUAUCAUAACCCGUUUUACGCUCCUUAUAUUUCCAUCCCAUUGUUUAACUGCACAUGAAUAAUUUUUAUUCUUUUAAAAUACUUUCAAUGGGGGUAGAGCAUCUGACAAUUUAAAGCUAUUUAGAUCAAAUUGAUGAGAUAAAGCUUUUGUGAGGGUUGAUGGCUGAUCUUAAAACCAAUUACCAAUGGUCACUGUAUUGUGGACAAAUGUCUUCCUCCUUCUAUUUGUGUGUAUGUCCUCUUCUAGUGAUCCCAAGCUUUAACUGGUGACUAACAUGGAUUAAUAGGAAUGCAGAAGGCCCAGUAUUAGAUAGAGUGAAUUUGCCAUUACUCAGAGAUUUAAAAAGGUAGAGUUUUUAGUUGAUCUGAACAUGUUGUCUAUGCCAGGGUGAUUUAGCCCAACAACCAACUGAGACCAAAAUAAUACAGUGCAGUCUCACCAGGGCCCCUGCUGUAGGGCAAUUUUCCUCCUAUUCUCCAAUCUUCUUGUAAAAAAUAUCAAAAAAAAACAUUUACCUUACUAAGUCGCUCAUUUCACAUGCAUGCUAAUUAUUGAAUUGUGUACAAGGAUAUCUGAUCCUUUGGAGGUCAACAAUACAUAUCUCGCUGUUUCAAGAUAAUACUCUGAUUUUCUGUUUUGUGCUCCCAUGUGGACAACCUUGCACUUUUUCACAUUAUCUUACAUCUCCCAUAUUUCUGCCCAUUUACUCAUCUAACUUAUCCUUUUCCUCUUGAAGCUUCUUUAUGUCCUUCCUCCCUCAUCACAAUCCCAAAUAGUUUAGUAUUGUCAGCAAACUGGGAAUUGUGACACUUAGUUAUUUCAGAUAAAUUAUCAUUGCUGAGGCCAGAGUACUGAUUUCUGCAGUGCCCAAGUACAGUCACAAACAAUCCUUUUAUCCGAACUCUGUUUGCUGUUUGAUAAAUAAUUUCCAAUUCAUGCCAUUGUAUAACCCCCAAUUCCAUUUGCUCUGACCUAUCACCAACCUGUGAAAGCCUAAAAAUCUGAAUACAGUGGAUUCUGGUUAAUUGGGAUACAUCAGGACCAGUACAUUUUGGUUCAAUUAAGCACCUGCCCCUGUUAGCUGAAGUUUUGUGGAAAUAGUUAAAAAGGUAUAAAAGAGACAAGCUGAGGAACAAAUAAUGUAUUUAAAUAAAAUACAAAACCAAUACUACUACAAUACUAUAAAACUGUGUAUUCAUUCCUAGUAGUUAUUGACAGAGGAAUUCAUCCGUGUUAAAUUUGUUUGAUUGACUGUAAAUGAACAACAUCAGCACAGACACCUAGUGGAGGUAAUGGGACUGCCUUCAUACAAUGCUGUUGAUGAUUACAUCCUCCAAAUUUUCAUUUUUAUUGUAGCAUUCAGGAUGAUUAUCGAUACCUUCAAAUUCUUCAUAGUUUCUAACUUUUUGAAGUAGUGAAAUUGUUGCAUUUUUCACUCUGGCUGAUAGUAGCAACUCCAAGCCUGAGUGCUUGAAACUGCAGUGAGUAAAACAAUUCUGGUUUGUCUUAUUGCUUACUUCUUGCCAACUAUCAGUGACAAAAGUUACUGCUUUUUUAACACAAGCACAUGCAAUUGAUGCUAUAUAAAAACUGUUCACUUGGGGGUACAGUGUUGUGUCUAACGGCCACACAAGUUCACAUGACUGAUACUAGUUAGAAACUGUUUGGCAUUGGCCUCUUGUUGCCGUUAAGUGGCAUAGUAUCCCAAAUAAACAAAUUAAAUCUAGACUAUUUACUCCAUUAGCUUUUGUUCUUUCAGAGUUGUCCCGAAAAAGAGACUGCUCCAAUUAACCAAUGGCCCAAUUAACCAGUAUCUACUGUACAGGCAAUCCCCACGUUAUAGCUGUUUGGGUUAUGGAAACUCAUCCUUGUUGAAGUUCACAAAUCAUUACCUGAAAAUUUGGGAUAUGGGAUAAAAUUUACUCUUGUGGAGUUUGUGUGUGUGUAUGGGGGGGGGGGGGGGGUUUGUUUAGAGAAGUCAAUAAGUACAACAUUUUUUUCCACACUUGUGGUUCGUGAUGCGUGCACAGAUGAUGCAGCUUUGUGUUAUGGAAAAUAGUAAAAAAAAAUGUCUUCUCGAAAUAGUGCAUUCUCAUCCCUCCUAACACAGGAGAUACCUAUACACCACAUCUUCUGGUUCCCUUCCCAUCCCCCACCCCACCCCUGUUACCUUUU
Molecule: messenger RNA, 3359 nt
Organism: Hypanus sabinus (Atlantic stingray)
Lineage: Eukaryota; Metazoa; Chordata; Chondrichthyes; Myliobatiformes; Dasyatidae
Product: SOSS complex subunit B2-like
Exons: 6
Coding region: 264-902 (212 amino acids)
Biological process (GO): double-strand break repair via homologous recombination; response to ionizing radiation; mitotic cell cycle checkpoint signaling
Cellular component (GO): SOSS complex
Molecular function (GO): DNA binding
Source: RefSeq, a predicted model, not a curated record